Messenger RNA from Capsella rubella, 2377 nucleotides. RefSeq names its product putative cyclic nucleotide-gated ion channel 7. NCBI's taxonomy places the organism in Eukaryota, Viridiplantae, Streptophyta, Magnoliopsida, Brassicales, Brassicaceae. The record is from RefSeq and is a predicted model, not a curated record. Gene Ontology annotation, biological process: potassium ion transport; transmembrane transport. Gene Ontology annotation, molecular function: voltage-gated potassium channel activity. The transcript has 6 exons. The coding region runs from base 47 to 2263 and encodes 738 amino acids. Gene Ontology annotation, cellular component: membrane.
UAUUAUCUAGCUAGGCUAAGCGUAUGAUUGUUUCUCAGAACAAAAAAUGUACAAAUCACAAUACAUAAGCGGCCAGAGAGAAAAAUUCGUUAGGUUAGAUGAUAUAGAUUCAACUUCUUCUCCUGCGACUGGAAUGAUGAUGAAGACGAAUUGUUUAGGAUUUAACCUAAAGAAUCGAGGAGGAGAAAAGAAGAAAGUAUCCAAAUCUUUCAGGGAAGGAGUCAAAAAAAUCGGAUCGGAAGGUCUAAUAACCAUCGGUAAAUCCGUAACGAGAGCGGUUUUUCCAGAAGAUUUGAGGAUAACAGAGAAGAAAAUAUUCGACCCACAAGACAAGACACUUCUCAUAUGGAACAGAUUGUUCGUCAUUUCUUGUAUUCUAGCUGUCUCGGUUGACCCAUUGUUCUUCUAUCUUCCCGUUGUCGAUAAUUCCGGAAGCAGCUGUAUAGGGAUUGACACGAAACUAGCUGUUGCAACCACGACUCUUAGAACCAUCGUUGACGUUUUCUACUUGACUCGAAUGGCUCUUCAGUUUCGUACAGCUUAUAUAGCUCCUUCUUCUCGUGUCUUUGGUCGUGGUGAGCUUGUGAUUGAUCCUGCAAAGAUCGCUGAACGCUACUUAACCCGUUAUUUCAUCGUUGAUUUCCUUGCUGUGUUUCCUUUACCUCAGAUUGCGGUGUGGAAGUUUCUUCACGGGUCGAAGGGAUCAGAUGUGUUACCCACGAAAACAGCACUAUUGAACAUUGUGAUCGUGCAAUAUAUUCCGAGAUUCGUUAGGUUUAUACCGUUAACAUCAGAACUGAAGAAAACUGCAGGAGCUUUUGCUGAAGGAGCUUGGGCUGGUGCUGCUUAUUAUCUCCUCUGGUAUAUGCUUGCAAGCCACAUUACUGGAGCGUUUUGGUACAUGUUGUCAGUGGAACGUAACGAUACUUGUUGGAGAUUUGCUUGUAAAGUCCAGCCAGAUCCGCGACUCUGUGUUCAAAUUCUGUAUUGUGGGAGUAAAUUUGUGAGCAGUCGUGAAAAUGAAUGGAUCAAAACUGUCCCUGAGCUUCUCAAAAGCAAUUGUUCUGCUAAACAAGAUGAUUCAAAGUUUAACUAUGGGAUAUACGGUCAAGCUAUAUCUUCAGGCAUUGUAUCAUCAACAUCGUUUUUCUCCAAGUUCUGUUAUUGUCUUUGGUGGGGUCUUCAAAAUCUCAGCACGUUAGGUCAAGGGCUGCAAACUAGUACAUUUCCCGGAGAGGUUUUGUUUUCUAUUGCGAUUGCAAUAGCUGGGCUUCUUCUUUUCGCGCUUCUAAUCGGGAAUAUGCAGACUUAUCUUCAGUCACUUACUGUUCGUCUCGAGGAAAUGAGGAUCAAAAGACGUGACUCCGAACAGUGGAUGCAUCACAGGUCACUUCCACAAAAUCUGAGGGAAAGAGUCAGACGCUAUGAUCAAUACAAAUGGUUAGAGACAAGAGGUGUCGACGAAGAAAACAUAGUCCAGAGUUUACCCAAGGAUCUCAGGAGAGACAUCAAACGCCAUCUCUGUCUGAAUUUAGUUAGAAGGGUUCCUCUGUUUGCUAAUAUGGAUGAAAGAUUACUUGACGCGAUCUGUGAGAGAUUAAAGCCGACUUUAUACACAGAAAGCACAUACAUUGUGCGUGAAGGAGACCCGGUUAACGAAAUGAUGUUCAUAAUCCGAGGUCGGUUAGAGAGUGUAACAACAGAUGGAGGAAGAAGUGGUUUCUUCAAUAGAGGGUUAUUGAAAGAAGGAGACUUUUGUGGUGAAGAGCUGCUGACAUGGGCACUUGACCCUAAAGCAGGCUCCAACUUACCUUCUUCCACAAGAACUGUGAAGGCUCUGACUGAAGUAGAGGCUUUCGCUCUUGAAGCUGAAGAGCUGAAGUUUGUAGCUAGUCAGUUUAGGAGACUCCAUAGUCGACAGGUUCAACAAACGUUUAGGUUUUAUUCGCAGCAAUGGAGAACUUGGGCUUCUUGCUUCAUCCAAGCUGCUUGGCGUCGUUAUUCUAGAAGGAAAAUCGCUGAAUUGAGACGCAUUGAAGAAGAAGGAGAAGAAAUGGGUUAUGAAGAUGACUAUGAUGAAGAAAGCGACAAAAGGCCUAUGGUCAUCACUAGAACUGAGUCUUCUUCUAGGCUACGUUCAACUAUCUUGGCAUCAAGAUUUGCUGCUAAUGCAUUGAAAGGGCACAGACUAAGGAGCUCAGAGAGUUCAACGAACUUGCUGAGUCUACAAAAGCCUCCGGAACCUGAUUUUGGUGCCGAGUAAUCCAAUACUUGUGCAGAGAGGUCAACGUCAGAACAGAGACAAUAUAAUUGAUUUAUACACAUAAAUGCUAUAUAAAUAACUUGUUUCAGAAACUGUAAGAUUAUUUACACGAGA